This is a messenger RNA of Camelina sativa (false flax), 2048 nucleotides long. Its product is annotated as BTB/POZ domain-containing protein At5g17580-like. The record is from RefSeq and is a predicted model, not a curated record. Gene Ontology annotation, molecular function: protein binding. NCBI's taxonomy places the organism in Eukaryota, Viridiplantae, Streptophyta, Magnoliopsida, Brassicales, Brassicaceae.
UAAUUUCACUGUAAUAUAAAUAAACUAACUAAUACAUUUUCCCCGGAGAAUCCCACUUAUAUCUUAACUUAAUCCUAUAUUUCGGGAAGAGCCUAACUUUUCUUGAUAAGCUUUUAGUGUUCUUUCUCAUUCAAGAGUUGUUUCUGAAAUUUUUGUUUUUGUUCCCGUUGUUGCUGAACACAUGAGAAACUAAGUACUCUGUUUCUUGGAGUCCAAAUUCACAAUUCUAUUAUCCUUCAGAAAAAUUGAAGAACUGCUAUCAAAAAUGUCAGAUUCAGAUAGGAACAACAACAACAACGAGAACAGGAAUUCAAUGUCAGCAUCAUCUGCACCGGAUCUUCAUAUCAACAUAAAGGCUGUUCCAUUUCAUCUUAACAAAGAAAUGUUAGCAAAGAGAUCGUCACAAGUGAGCUUAUUACUCGAGCGAAACGAGAUGGAUGAGCUGCGUUUGAUCCUACGAGAUUUAGAAGUCGACCCUGAAACCUUUGAGCUUGUUGCUAGAUUCUGUUAUGGCCUUGAAGUCAAGUUUACCUCUGAUAACAUCGUCUCUGUUCUCUGCAUAGCGUAUUACUUAGGGAUGAAUGAAGAACAAAGCUCUAAUAACUUGUUGGGAAAGGCAUCUGAGUUCUUAGAGCAACGAGUUUUCCCGUGCUGGAAUGAGACAGUAAAUGCUCUUCGUUCAGGGGACAAGAGUCUUGACAAGCUAGCUGAUGUUGGACUCGUCGAUCUCUUCUUUGAUUCUCUUAUCGAAAAGGCUUCAUACGAUCCAAGACUCCUCGGUGAAAUGAUCAAGAACAGGGAAGAGGAAAGUGAUGAUUAUAGACCUAACCCUAGGAGACGGUUGUUUGUUAAAGAUUGGAAAUCAGAAGAUUUGAUCACAGUUCCGCUUCGGUUAUAUGAACCUUUGAUGAUCCGAACAAUAAAAUCGCGCAGCAUUCCCGUGGAAUACAUCGUUUUAUCUGUCUGCAAAUACGCAAAGAAGUGGGUUUUUGAUGCGGAAGAAAGCCAACUAGGGCAAAGGAGAGAAGUAGUUGAAGCGGUUGAGCGGCUUUUGCCACAUCCCAGAGGGCUAAUCUCUUGCGAGUUCUUAUUCGAAUCGCUAAAACAUUCGAUCUGGUUAGAAGCUAGCUCCGAAUGUCGAAAAGGAUUCGAGAUCAGAAUCACCAAACAGCUCGACAUGGCUAGACCAACAGAUCUCAAGAUUCUGUCUCGAGGAUACAGAGAAAAAGCUGAGAGUUUCGAAGAUAUCACUCUCGUUAAAACCGUUGUCACGAGCUUUUACAGCUACUAUGCCAAUGAAGACUCCGAAGAUGUUUUACAUUUCAAGAAAGUAGCGAAACUGUUGGAAGAGUUUCUGUUCUUGGCUGCGAGUGAGACUUCUCUGAAGCUAGAAGCGUUUGUGGAGUUAGCGGAGAUCACAGUGGCUAGUUCGCAAGGCAUUUUGAGAUACGCGGAUGGGAUUUACAAAGCCAUUGAUGCUUUCUUGGAGAGCCAUAGAUACUUGACUGAAUCAGAGAAGAUGGAAGUUUGUAAAUUUCUUGAAUGUAAGAAACUCUCUCAAGAAGGAUGCGACCAAGCCGCGAAAAACCAGAGGCUUCCUAUUAGAAUCGUUAUUCAGGUUUUGGUUGCUUCUCAGCUUCAGAUACGUGAUACAGUGGCUAAAGAGAUCAAGGUUAUAGAAGAGAAAGUAGACGAAGAAGACGAAGAAGGAGAGAUUGGGGUUUCCAGCGAUGAAGAUGAGAUGGAGAAUAUGAGUAAUAAACUGUUAGGCCUUGAGAUUGAGAAUCAUGAAUGUGUUGUUCAUCGUUGGAAGAAGACGAAGAAGAAGAAGAGUAAUAAGCUAAGCGUGUGGAGACAGGUGAAGAGAAAAUUUGGUUGCUUGACUUCAUCUUCUUCUUCAGUUGAUGCUUGCACCUGUGAUGUCAAUAAGAAGAAGAAGAAGAUUCAUCAUCACUACAAAUAAAUUAACUAUUGAUUACAGUCCGUCCAGACUCAGAUCUUGUUCUUGUUUUUGCUCUGUUUGUUCGUGUUCUGUUUCUGACAUUGGA